Molecule: messenger RNA, 4515 nt
Organism: Cottoperca gobio
Lineage: Eukaryota; Metazoa; Chordata; Actinopteri; Perciformes; Bovichtidae
Gene: clcn2a
Product: chloride channel, voltage-sensitive 2a
Biological process (GO): transmembrane transport; chloride transport
Cellular component (GO): plasma membrane
Molecular function (GO): voltage-gated chloride channel activity
Source: RefSeq, a predicted model, not a curated record
AAGGCGGUGGCUGUGUGCCUCCCCGCCCCAGCGUCUCGUGGGAUGGAGGGAUGGAACAGAUGUAUGGGCGGUACACCCAGGAGCUGGGUGUGUAUGCCAAGGAGGAAGCGGCCCGCCUACGUGAUGGAGGUGUGCGGGAUGGCGGAGGACUGCGGAGGAACACCAGCGUUCGCAGUCGUGCUGCAGAUCUGCUGGACUAUGAGAAAGACCCUUGUGCAAAGUGCCAUUUGUGUGCGUCUCGCUGCCAGAAGUUCCUGAUCUCGCGGGUGGGGGAGGACUGGAUCUUCCUCAUUCUGCUGGGUCUGCUCAUGGCUCUGGUCAGCUGGGUCAUGGACUACGCCAUCGCCUUCUGCCAAGAAGCACAGAAGUGGAUGUAUGGUGGACUGGACAGCAACAUGCUUCUGCAGUACAUCGCCUGGGUCACCUACCCUGUAGUGCUCAUCACUUUCUCAGCAGGAUUCACUCAGAUACUGGCCCCUCAGGCUGUGGGUUCAGGUAUUCCUGAGAUGAAGACGAUACUGAGAGGUGUCGUACUUAAGGAGUACCUGACGUUCAAGACGUUUGUGGCCAAAGUCAUCGGUCUGACCUGUGCUCUGGGCAGUGGGAUGCCUCUGGGGAAGGAGGGACCCUUCGUUCAUGUCGCCAGUCUGUGCGCCGCUCUCCUGAGCAAGUUCAUGGCUCCUCUUUUUGGUCGGAUUUACAUGGAAGAGCCCUUUGAGGGAAGCAAGAACGAGCUGAGGAACACGGAGAUGCUGUCGGCUGCCUGUGCAGUGGGUGUGGGUUGCUGCUUCGCUGCCCCUAUUGGAGGGGUGCUGUUCAGCAUUGAGGUCACUUCAACGUUUUUUGCGGUAAGGAACUACUGGAGGGGCUUCUUUGCUGCCACCUUCAGUGCCUUCAUAUUCAGAGUGCUGGCGGUGUGGAACCAGGAGGAAGAAACCAUCACUGCUCUCUUUAAGACCCGUUUCCGUCUAGACUUCCCGUUUGACCUUCAGGAGCUGCCGGCGUUCGCCAUCCUCGGGAUUGCCUGUGGUUUUGGUGGGGCUCUCUUUGUCUACCUGAACCGGCUGAUUGUAGAGUGCAUGAGGAAGCAGAAGACUAUUAACAAGUUCUUGCUGAGGAAGCGUCUGGUGUAUCCCGCACUCGUCACCCUGCUGGUCUCCACUCUCACGUUCCCUCCGGGUUUCGGGCAGUUCAUGGCCGGACAGCUGACGCAGCACGAGUCUCUGGUCGCACUGUUUGACAACCGCACGUGGUGCCGCCACGGCGUAGCAGAGGAGUUCGAUUACAUCAGCCACCACAACGGCUGGAAACACCCGCAGGUCAACGUCUUCAUCACACUCAUCCUCUUUAUCAUCAUGAAGUUCUGGAUGUCUGCCGUGGCCACCACCAUGCCUGUUCCGUGCGGAGCCUUCAUGCCAGUUUUUCUUAUCGGUGCAGCAUUUGGCAGACUUGUUGGAGAAAUCAUGGCAACCAUGUUUCCUGAUGGCAUACAUGCUGACGGCAGCGUGUAUCCCAUAGUUCCUGGUGGUUAUGCUGUAGUCGGCGCUGCAGCGUUGUCUGGAGCCGUCACCCACACUGUAUCCACAGCAGUCAUCGUGUUUGAGCUGACUGGUCAGAUCUCCCACAUCCUGCCUGUGAUGAUCGCAGUGAUCCUGGCCAACGCCGUGGCCCAGUCGCUCCAACCAUCACUGUACGACUCAAUCAUCCGCAUCAAGAAACUCCCUUAUCUGCCUGAACUCGGCAUGGGACAUCACGAGAAGUAUAAUAUCCGUGUGGAGGACAUUAUGGUCAGGGAUGUGCGCUACAUCACUCUGAACUCUUGCUAUCGGGACCUGCAGGAGAUGCUGCUGACCGGUCAGCUCAAGACACUGGCUCUGGUUGAGUCCAGUGACUCUAUGAUCCUGCUCGGCUCCAUAGAGCGACUGCAGCUCCAGUCGCUGCUCUCUAUUCAGCUGGGCCGCCAGCAGAGGCUGGAGUACCUCCGCCAGCUGGCCCAGGACAACGGCAUGCACGAUCACCUGGCCAGCCUGACCACCGACAGCACGCCCAGCUCCCCCUGCUCUCACACCAACAUCAACGCCUCGACCAACACCAGCGCACGGCAAGCGGUCCGCUUCCUGGUGAGCACCCAACAGAUCUCCACAGAGGAGUCUUCCUCCUUCAGCCCAGUGGUUUCCAACGCUCAACUUCCUCUGAAAUCUGCCUUGAAAACUGUGUCUGCCAUCAGCGACACAGAGACGCCAAAUAGCUCUCAGACCCUGUCCUGUGCUGACCACGACAAGGAGGUGCUGGAGAGCCCAGCAGGGCCGGCUCCUUCUGAAAACCGAAAACCCAAACGAGUGAGGAUCUCCAUGGCGGACUCUACUGAAGUGGAAGAUGGCAUGACCCCAUCAGACAUAGCAGAGUGGGAGGAGCAGCAGCUUGAUGAGCCUGUGGAUUUCAAGAACUGCAAGAUUGAUCCCGCUCCCUUUCAGCUGGUGGAGCAAACAUCUCUGCACAAGACUCACACCAUCUUCUCUCUGCUGGGUCUGGAUCACGCGUAUGUGACCAGCAUGGGACGUCUGGUUGGAGUGGUUUCUCUCAAAGAGCUGCGCAAGGCCAUCGAGGGCUCAGUGACAGUGACUGGAGUAAAAGUGCGCCCCCCGUUGGCCAGUUUCCGUGACAGUGGGAACAGCACCAGCGUAUCCGAGGUAACAGAACUACACAAGCUGUGUAUCCGCCACAGGGGGCUCUCGUUGCCAAGGGAACCCAACCCUCCAGACGUGGCGGACCAGCCAGAUCUCUCGUACAAAGAGAUCCCCGUCAACUUCUCGGACCAAUCAAAUUUGCAGUUUGAAACCAGCCCCGGGGACGUCUCAAGUCAGUCGUCGGAGCUGGUGCUCCAGGAGAGUCCGUCGUUCACCGAGGACCCAUCGGACUUUACUUUUGACUGCAGCCCCUCCCACACUGAGGAGUCAGAGCUGGCCUGUGACUAUGACCCCCCCACCCACACUCCAGAGCCGGACGACACGGAACAAGCACAGGGGAGUCCAUCUCUGAACAACGACCAAUCAGAACCUGAGGGACAGGGUAUCCCCGUCCACACUAAGGACCAAUCAGAAUGAUCAGAGGGGAUCCAUGCUGCCGCCUCAUGAAUGUUGACGUUUCUUACAUUUGUAGAGGUCACUCUCACCUCCAAGUCCAGCCUAGAUACCCGUGUUUCUAACGUUGUUGUGUGAGCGAGCGAGUGAGAGUGAGCAUGAGUGCAUGUGACAUAUCACGAUCGUCUUGUGUUUCUUUCAGUUUUAAAGGAUGAAGCUGGUUUUAUUCUAUAUUUUUAUUACUGUCAACAAAUCCCAUGAACACAACAAAACCUUUAACGGGUUUGUCUUUUUCUGACUUCCCUGUACCGUCUGUGGCUCUUUGAUUCCUAUUGAAGACGCACAUCUUUAAAGAGGAACGCCACCGAUUACACAUCAAAGUCUGUUUUCAGGUGUUGCGGUGUACUGCUGCAUAAGUGAAAAAAAAGCUUUAUAAAGCCUUUUGUGAAGUCUGAUAAACUGAUACAACUGGGUUAGGACUACAAAUUUGAAAAUGUGGAGGUUGGAGCAUAACGCACCCAAAUCACCGACCCAACUGUCGGCGGUCGAGUAGCAUUGUGGGUAAUGUAGGCACCAGGUUUUGACAAUCAAGUAGAAAAAAACAAAACAAUCUUUGAACCUUGAUUCAAACUGUCCAUUGUGAGACUGACAAUGUUAAAGGAAAGCAUCUAAUAAUGGACCUCAAGGUGACAUUAUUGAAGUCAAUUCCUAAACAACCUGGACACUGUAGGUUAUAUUACCCAAACAAGAGCAACUCGUGCAUUUGUUGGGGACUAUUUUCAGCCGUGGAUUUGCUGCUCUAGUGAGCAGAAGGAUGGUUUAUGUGAGAUUUGUCUCUGAAAUAAACUACAAUGCACAUGUUUAUUGUAAUGAAGGAACAUGUGUUUUUUGGAGCUCUAUGGCACAUUGAAAUGAACGCUAGCAGGCUUUGGCUACAAAGACAACACUACUUUGGUCUUUUCAUGGCAUUUGUUGACAAUAAGAAAAGUCUAGAAUAUUGCUGUGUGUGUGUGAGAGUGAGAGAGAGAGUGAGAGAGAGAGUGAGAGAGAGAGAGAGAGAGAGAGAGAGAGAGAGAGAGACUUUUUGACACUUUCCAUGGUCAGAUCUUUGACUCUUAAACAUAAUUUGAGUCUUCAUGCCAAAAUAACAUUCUGUAAACAUGACGUCAACUACAUUACAAGGACAGAAGAAGAAAAAAAGUCAGACACAAAUAAAGGAGGGGGAACAAUAAUAGAUCAAAUAAUAGACAAGAAAGCACAGAAGAACAAAUGAGCACAUGAUGGUAUGAAUUUAAACUACUACCUAUUCACUAGCACUGGACCAAUAUACCGGAAAGUGGCUGAUAAUAUUAAGAUAUAGUGGUGUUGGUUUAUAUGUUGGCUGAUAUGCAAUACAUUUACAGUAAUAAUGCAGUAAAAGGUGGUUUAAUAGCAA